AUGACUUCAACUACCAGAGCCAAACAGCCAUCGACACCAAAGAAGUGUGAUAUCUGCCAGAAACAUGCUGGAAUUCUAUUGUGUACAGGAUGUGAUCAGACAUUCUGUCGAAAAGACUUGAACGAACAUCGACAACAACUCUCCACGCAGCUCGACACCAUCAUUCGAGAGCACGACUUUCUCAAACAAAACAUGGAGCAGACAUGUGAUGCCACCACGUCAAAGCUGUUCGAUGAGAUCGACAAGUGGGAGAUGGAGUGGAUGAAGAAGGUGAAGAUGGCUGCUGAUCGUGCACGAGAAGAAGUGCGAGACAUUGUUGCUGAGCCGAAGAAGGAACUGAAACGAAUCGCAGAUGAGAUUCGACCGAGAAUGGCAGAAGAGGACUUUGUGGAGUAUGAUCUUGAUCGAUGGAUGGGUGAAAUAAACCAGCUGACUGUGGAUAUGAAGGGCAUGUCAUCGACGAUCGUCGUCGAAAGUGGUGAUGAGUCUGAGUGGAAGAGGAUGAUCAAAGUGAGAACAAUGGAGCAUCAAAGUCAUGUGUUUAAGUCACCACAGAGAAGUGAGAAGAGAGACAGUGAAGUGAAACAACUCGACUUCAAUAAACUCAAAGACAGAUCUCAGCGACAGAUCAAAGUGGAUGAAAAUUAUGAGAUGAUGGGAGCAUCUGAUAUACACUUGCUCUACUGUGAUAAAAACACACUAUGUUGGACUGAUCGAACUGGUCACGAGACAAACACAGUUCAAUGGCGUGGGGACACUGUCUGGGGUAUUUGUUGGUCAUUGUUUCUUGACAGAUUUCUGAUAUUGACGAAGAGAACUCUUCAUUCAUUGAAUGUUCAAACAAGUGAACUGACACUAAUCAAACAAGUGUCAGACAAGAAGAAAGCAGACCUUUGGACAUGUACAUGUUUAAAUCAAACGUUGUUGCUGAGUUUUGAUCAUGAUGGAUCAGUUGUUGAAGAGUGGGAUAUGAGUGGAGAAUGGAAAAUGAUGAGACGAUGGCAGCCACCUCUCUCCUGUCAUCGGAAUGAGUGGAUUAGUGAUAUUCGGUUUUCAUUUGAUGGCAGUCAGUUAGGAGUAACAGUGUGUGCACCAGGUCGAUACAAUCAAUUUCAUGUACGAGAUCGAUCAAUGAAGAUCAUCGACAACAGCAUAUUUCCUCCUUGGAAAUACGGAUAUCGGCUUCUCUCUCUCCCAAAUGGACAAUGGUUGACACAUCAGUGGAAGAAUAAAGAACUUUAUAUGAUUAACAGAGAUGGUAAAUUCGAACAAACUCUCACAUAUGAUAAGAGUGUGAAGAGAGCUGCAUUAUUAGAACAAAUAUGUCUUGUUAUUCUAACAGAUGACAGUAAACUCUGUUUUCAUGAUUUAUGA
Didymodactylos carnosus is the source of this 1374-nucleotide messenger RNA. NCBI's taxonomy places the organism in Eukaryota, Metazoa, Rotifera, Eurotatoria, Philodinida, Philodinidae. The record is from the annotation of a GenBank genome assembly.